CAAAUGGGAGGGGAGGUGAAAGGACGCGGAGGCGGGCCUGGGCACCGCGUGUGGAGCGGCCGGAGGAUGGGGAAGGUCCGGGAGGCGAAGCCGAGUUCCCCGGGGCUCAGGAACCGCCAGCAGCGGCGGGACAGCAAACCAAAGAAGAGCAAUAUGAAGCCCAAAAAUAUUGAUGAGCAAGAAAUUCCAUCCAAACUCCGUGAGAUAAUGAGAAGUAAAGAGGAAAUGAAGAGGAAGAGAAAUAAGGGAAGACAAAAGCAGUCUCUGUCCUUGUUACAAUUAAUGUACUCCAGUUUUAUAAUCUUGAUUCAGUCCAGUGCAAAGCCAAAACGAAAAUCUCCUUUAGGAGCCUCAGAUCCCCAUGGGGAUAUGCCAGUUCCGAAGUUUAAGAGGAAGAAAGGGGAGUCGGUGAAAAAUUAUAUUCAACGCAUGGAGCAGGAGACGAAGCAUGUAAUGUUCAUGAGCAAACAUCAGCUGCCACGUUAUCCUGAGAUGGAGGACAAGGAGAAAGGAAAGGAAAGCUAUGUGAAAUCAAAGUCUGAGAAAAAGAAAGAAUCCGAUAAGAAAAGGUUGAGAAGACUUAUUGGUAAGAAAAUUGAAAGAAAGAAGAUGAAACAGGAGAAAGAAUGUUUACAGUUUGCAGAUAUUGUGCAAUUUGGAGAAGUGGCCAUGCAACCGCCCACCCUCACUGCUAAACCCAGGAAGAGCCAGGCUACCAAUAAGCCUGGCCAGAGACAGUUACUUCUGAAAUCUCUGAUUGCGGACAGCAAGUGUGGCUCAGAAAGGACAAACGUGACCGCCCUAGAUGUUGAAUUGCCCAGUAUGUCAAUGGCUCGCCAGAGGAUCAUGUUGGAGGAGCGGGAGAGGGUCAUUAAAGCCUACAGAGCUCUGAAGAAACGGAAGCUGCAAACUCUGACCCAGAAUUAGAACAGUAUGGAAAAUCGGAAGAUGCCAAAUCGGGAGGAUUUGAGAAUGGCAUCAUUUGCUAAAGAUGAUGAUUCUCAACAUGGUUACAGCAUGGAAGAAGGCCUUUCGGCCUGUUGAGGCCCUACCUGCUCUUUACAAGAUCAAUCCAGCGAGUCCCACUCCUGAAUAGCUGCUGAUCUUCAAAGACCGGCAGCUAGUUGAAAAAUUGAGGAAUUAAUUUUCAUUUAGCAAGAGCAUUCAUAGCUUUUCAGCUAUAAAGAGAUCCAAUUUUUGGAGCCAUGGAUUUAUGUCAGUAUGCCUGACUGCAUGAACAAAAAGCUCAUGGUUGAGGAAUCGCAACCAACCUCAGUUGUGAGGACUCCAAGAUGCCUUAAAUGAUGAUUAUUCAUGUGCACUGUUCAUUUGAUAAGUUCUUAAGUUGGUUGCUAUUCCAUGCUCUGAAUUUUCAUCUGAUCUAAUUUUUGUAUUUAUUAGGCAUCCUUUUGUUUUAAACUUGUGGUGCUUCAGAAUGCCCCAGCCAUAUAGAGACAUCAAGUCUGAGUGUGGACUUGUACAGACGUGGAAAGCAUUGAGAAAUACCAAUGAGCAUUGUGAAUCAAGAAAGUGUAGUUUGACAUAAUGAAAUCCACUGCAAACUUCAAGAUGUGAUCCAACCCAAAUAUUAGCAUAUCUGGCUUGACCACCUGUGCUGUUUACUACUCUGAUUUGCAAGCAUAUUUAUCAGCUGUGUUCUACUGACUAUUAUGCAGCUGUCUGGAAGAGUUUUGCAGAUCAUUCAUGUUUCAAGAAGGGUUGUUCUUUGUUAUGUGUUUGGUUAGGAUUUCUUUUGAAGGGGCAGCUAUUUGUAAUAGUUUCUAAUGAAGGCAUGUGAGUAGAGAUACAAUUUCUCUAGUAAAUCGUGUUUUAAUGCCUGGUAAUCUUAUGAAUUGAAUGAUUUAUAUUUUGAUAAACAGUAACAAUCUAUAAAUCUUGUUUUCCAUCAUGUGCAAGCACAAUUUACAUUGCGGACUUUAACACCAGACUUCCAAUAUAGAAUAUUUUAAGACGUGAACUCCCCUGACAAUAAACAUUGAAGGAAUUUGCUAGAAGAGUUUCCUGCAGAUUUCUUUACUUGACAUUUUGAAGUCAGAAACUCUCAGAAUAUAUAAAAGCAAACAAAAACAUUAAAUUUGAGUUGGAUUUAAAUGUGAUAGCUCCUAUUAAGAAGGAGGACAUUUGAUAACUUUGGUACAUUUGCCAGUGUUUUACAUAGAAAAGUACAGCACAGGAAUAGGCCCUUUGGCCCACCUUGAAGCCACUCUAACCAAUCCCAUCUGCCUGCACAUAGUCUGUACCCCUAUACUCCCUGCCUGUUCAUGUGUCUGUCUAAAUGCCAUAUUGGACCAAUAUUUCAGAUUGGUUUGUACAUCAAACUACAUGUAAUGGAGCAGAGAAGGCUAAGAGGAGAUUUGAUAGAAAUGUUAAAAAUUAAAAAUUUGGAUAGAAUGGGUAAAGUAAAACUGUUUCUAAUGGCUGAAGGUUCGCUAACUAGUCGAUAGUGCUGUGUUUAAAUUACUGAACUGGUAAACCAGAGGUCUGAACAAGCAAUACAGAAUCCUGAACAAGCAAUACAGAAUCCUGAGUUCAGAUCUCACCAUUGCAGUUGUGGAAUGUAAAUUCUAUAUUUUAAGAAAGAUCAGAUAGUCUUAGUAACGCUGAGCAUGAAACUACUGGAUUGUUGUAAUAAAUGCCUCUGGUUUGUGAAUGUCCUUCAAGAGAAGAAGCCCACAAUCUUUGUCUGGUUCAGCCUAUAUGUGACUUCAGACCCACAACAUUAUGAUUGGCUCUGGCCACUGAAGUGGCCUGACAAACCACUCUGUUCAGGAGUAAUUGGAGGUCAGCAAUAAAUGCUGACGCUGCCAAUGUUGUCCACGUCCCAGUGAAUAAAUAAAAAGACCAUUGAUUUAAGGUGCUUGGUAAAAGAACUAGAGGCAAUAUGAAGAAAAUUUUAUUUACACAAAUGGUUGGAGUCUGUAAUGUAGCAUCUGAUGGAGAAGUGAAGAUAGAUUCAGUAGUCUCCUUCCAAAGGGAAUUUAAUAUAAAUAUAGUAAAGGCAGUACACGGAUACAGAUAAAGAGUGGGAAUUGCAGUGAACUGGAUUGUUCUUUGAAAGAGCCAGCCAUGCUAAGUGGGAUGGAUGGCUUCCUGUGCUGUGUUAAUCUAUGGCUCCAGGGAAACCAUUUUGUUCAGGUCAUUGCCCAGGUCUGUUUCACUCUCCGGCAGAGCCACGGUGGGCCAUGUGGCCUCCUUCUAGCCCAAACAUCCUAUGAAGAGAUUCGUGUGUGCCCUUGGAUUUUAGCUUGGGGUUGUAGGGUGGUGGAGGAGAGUGGUAGAGAAGAGUGAGGAAUGUGCCAAUGCUUGCCGUGCAGAUUAAGUACCAGGAGGUUUCUUGUCAGAAUUGUGAAAGGAGUAUCAUUUUCCCAAUAGUUAAAUGUAUAGCACUUCUAACCAAUUUCAAGUUUAGGAUUUAUGGGUGUGUCUUCCCACCCAACACCAUUAGGAUUGAGAUAAACCAACUGAUUGACUACAUGUUCUUGGUGCACUCUCACCAAAUUUAAUCUGCCACUUGAUCACCUAUUCUACAUCAGUUCUGCAUGUUGAAAAGCUGCUAUUGACUGAUUAGUUAUUAGCAAAUAAUGCUGGAGCAAAAUCAAAUUGUUCUUUCCCAUUGGUUUGUUGCAUCUGUUGCUAUUGGUCAACUGUUUAUGAUGUGGAAAUGUCAUUCUCUUCUGUGCUCACACACUUGGUAUUGCUGAAGCACUUAACGUAAGCAGUAUAAGAAGGUAGGAUUUGGUAUGUUUUUCAUGAAUGUUUGGAAAGCCUGAAGCCUGCAGUGCAAAAUCUGUGUGUAAAUUUUUGGUGCACAUGGCUCUUGCAUCCUCCCUUGUUUCAAAGUGUUUCACAAUGAAGCUUCAUCAACUUUUGGUUACACUACCUGCCCAGCUAACUUGUUAAUUGUUAUGUAGUCCAAGAUGGAUGCAAAUAAGCUGCUUAAUUGCAAUUUACGUUGACUCCAUAUAGAGAAAAUUCACUGUGUGAUUUGAUGUACCAUUUCUGAAUUUGUGCUGGAGUUUCCAUUUGAAGUGCUUUUGUGAGUAAAUGCUUGGCUGGAUGAUGGGAUCAGAAUCAGGUUUUAUUAGAAUCAGGUUUAUUAUCACUGACAGAUGUUGUGAAAUUUGUUGUUCUGUGGCAGCCAUACAGUGCAAGACAUAAAGACAUAAAGACAUAAAAAUUACUAUAAGUUACAAAACUAAAUAGUGCAAAAGAGGAAUAACAAAGUAGUGUUCAUGGGUUCAUGGACCAUUCAGAAAUCUGAUGGCGGAGGGGAAGAAGCUGUUCCUGAAACAUUGAGUGUGGGUCUUCAGGCUCCUGUACCUCCUCCCCGUUGGUAGUAACGUGAAGAGGGCAUGUCCCGGGUUGUGAGGGUCUUUAAUGAUGAAUGCCGCCUUCUUGAGGCGCCGCCUCUUGAAGAUAUCCUCGAUGGCGGGGAGGGUUGUGUCCGUGAUGGAGCUGGCUGAGUCUACAACCUUCUGCAGCCUCUUUCGAUGUGUGCUUGGGACAGGUAUAGAUUUUUGCUGCAAUUGAGCCUCUCAAAUUACUCAACAUUUUUUUUCUCUAACAAAUGUAGCGAAGAGUUAUACAGAUCAAGUCAUCACACUUAAUUCCCAGCUGACCUUGAUGUACUGCAUUUGAGCUGGGUGUCUGUGAGCUUGGUGAUGGGGAGGAUAAUAAUGAUGGUUUCUGCUUCUGUUACUCUCCAGUAAGCAUUACUAGAAAGUUUGUUUGCAAAUUAGAGUUGCUGUCACUACAUCCGUGGUUGAACAACCGUCCGCAGGUAACACCAGGAUUGUGUUGACCUGCAGAGUGGCAGACCACUGGUUUAUGCUCAAAAUACCCUGCAGGGCAUGUUUUUACUUGAAGUCAAACUGGUCCACCAACUGGCGCAGGACUUGCGCCCAGUGGGUAGUAGUGAGAGCCUGCUUUCCGCAGCUUGGGUUGGCUGGUGUCAAAGUGGUAUUGGCAGAGACUUGUCAGCGGACAGCUUGUCCACACUCUCUGCUGAAGAAUAGCAGGUUGCCUGUGGCAUUGUACAAUGUUGGCUCUUGGAACCAAGCCCAAUUCUGCUCUCAUUCUACAUCUGCAUCAUUAGGGGUGACUUGGAGCAAUUCCAGCCAAUCCUGUCUGAAUGCCCCUUUUCCCUUAACACAGUGCACUGAGGUGAAUAAUGAGAGAUCCACACCAGUCUAAAUAUUCGAAUGUUAACAAACCACUUGCUUGAGGAAUAAUGUACUUUAACACUUAAAACAAAAUCUGGCAUACAUGUGAUGAAGAUCCAGGAUUCUGUUAUCUUGGAAACGGUCUUGUUUGUUUCUCCUCAAGAGUUGCUAUAGAAGUGCCACCUGUGCAAUGUCAAAUGGCAACCAAGUUUUCUAAUUCAAUUGCAAAUCCUUCUGAUGUUCUGGGGAGUGCCAUCUGUUUGAACUGUGAAAUAAUGCAGGCUUUGGUUAAUGUUUAAAGAGAGAUUGUGGGCACAUAUUUGUCACACGUCUAUGUACACUCAUAAAAAGUAAUGCCAGAGUUUGACUUGAUAAAUUUGUUAGCUUUUUAAAAUCUCUUUUAAU
Pristis pectinata (smalltooth sawfish) is the source of this 5588-nucleotide messenger RNA. RefSeq names its product coiled-coil domain containing 137 (gene ccdc137). The record is from RefSeq and is a predicted model, not a curated record. NCBI's taxonomy places the organism in Eukaryota, Metazoa, Chordata, Chondrichthyes, Rhinopristiformes, Pristidae. Bases 4 to 927 code for a protein of 307 amino acids. The transcript has 7 exons.